UGGUACUCUUCCCAGAGGAGUGUGUGGUGUGACAAACCCUUCAGAUGGCUGAGAAUAGUUUUAUUUAGGGAAAUUUAAACUUGAAAAUAUCUCCUCGACUACCGGCAUGGACAGCGCGCCGGUUGUCCAGGGUUACCCUAAGGGCGCCUACUUCAUCUUGGCGGGGUACCUGCUGGAGAGGUUAACGUACUAUGGACUCUUCGGAGGCGCCGUGUUCUACAUGCAGCGCGUACUGCAGUUCUCUGCAGCGCAGUCAUCUACCAUCAAGUCUACUGUCGAGGGCCUCAUCUACUUGGCGCCCAUCACCGGGGCCAUCAUCGCAGACAGCUACUUGGGCAAGUUUCGCCUGGUGUUCUACAUGUGCUGCGGCUACGUGGUGGGCACCGUAAUCUACACUCUGUCGUCUGCGUCGCCCAUGAUGACUUCAGUCGAACUCACAAAGUCCACGGGCAUAGGAGGGCUGCUGGUGUUCGGCAUGUGCGCGGGCCUCAUGAAGGCAGUUUAUUCCAGCCUUGGGCCUGAUCAAUUCAUCCUCCCACAACAACGCAGGAGCCAGGAAAGAUUUUUCUACUUCUUCUAUUGGAUGAUCAACGCCGGAGCGUUCUGCGGACAACUGCUAACCGCGCAACUCAGAGGCUCCGUGCAGUGCUUCGGCAGCGACUGCUUCUUGUUGCCCUACGCCAUCCUCGUCGGCGUCAUGGUGGUCUCCACCACUGUCUUCUACCUGGGAAAGCGGCAGUACCGGGAGGCUCCAGCGGACCCCAUGCUGAUGCGUGCGGUGCGGUGUGUGGGGCGGGCCAUCAGACUGCGCUGCUCCAGACACUCGCCGCCCGUGCAGCACUGGCUGGACCGAGCCAUGCUGCCUCAAGAAGGCAAGGCCGCCCCUGACCCUGGUCUUAUCGUGGACAUUAAGAAGACCUUGAGAGUUCUGCUCACAUUCACGACGUAUCCUUUGUUCUGGGCGCUCUUCUAUCAGACAUCAACUGGGAUGAUCUUCCAGGCGAAGAGGCUGAGCAACCGAAUUGGGUCGUACCAGAUUCCUGCAGAGUUAACUUCGUCCAUCAACCCGCUCCUGAUUCUGGUGCUGAUCCCUCUCUUUGACCUGGUCGUCUACCCACUCUUGAACAAAAUAAACGUGCUCACCUCAGUGGCAAGUCGCAUGACGACGGGCAUGCUUUUCGCGGUCGUUUCCUUCCUCAUUUAUGGGAUCAUCAACAUGCAGGUAGAGCAAGUUAUCCUGACCGAGCAGGAUACGGGUAUCACUCUGUACAACAACCGCCCUUGUGAAGUGACUGUCAUGCCUUGGCUGACGAGGGACAUCAAGUGGGUCAUACCAUCUGCUGGACAGCUGGAAGAAACUCUGUCCGUGGCAGACAUCCAGAACAUGGACGCCUUUACGCUGGGGCUGACGGCGGGCUGUGGGGAGAGCCGCGAUCAGAUGCAAGAGAUAACACUGAAGCUGAUGGCCGGGAGCGUGACGGCAGUUGCCAUAGACACUGGAAGUGUUCGGCCGCUGCAGCCAACGCUGGAUUACAUCAAAGACGUCGAUGCCGAAGCCAAAGUUCGUCUUACGGUCCUUCAAUUGCCCUUAGAUAAUUCGACCACGUCUCAAAAAUACAUUCUCAACUACAUUGAGAUGAAUGUUUCUAUAGCAGUUACGGGCGGAGAGUCAGCGUUUAAAAAAAUACCGCCUCAUACAUAUCGAGUUAUCGACAAACAAUCCAACGUGGUGCUGGGAGAAGCCAGCAUAGAUCAGGAUGGGGUGUACGACAUCGUAAUUUCCCCGUCGACAUCGGCUCAGAUAUUUUUCCUAACAGCGCCAUCAGAGCUUCACGUGUUAUAUACUUUACCUCAAUACCUCUUCAUGACCAUAGGAGAAGUUUUAUUUUCGGUUUCUGGUAUGGAUUUCGCUUACACCGAAGCACCCACAGCAAUGAAGUCGGUGAUGCAGGCUGCCAACCUGUUUACCAUCACAAUCGGCUUGUGGAUUUUCGCCAUUUUAACGGCAGUAUCAGAAGCAUCCGAAGUUUUCAAACACAGAGCCUCACGUGAGGCCUUUACUUAUUCAGCAAUAAUGCUGAUCGAUACAAUGGUUUUCUUUAUAAUGGUGCGUAAUUAUUACAGAAAUUCGAAGAUGGAUGAAAAAGUCAAUCUUUCCUCGUCAAGUAAACCGGCAACAGGAUCGUUAAUGGAAAGUAAACCCAAUAGAGAAGAUUUGGGUAACGAUAAUCUAGGCUUCGACGAAGUCAGGCUCUGAAUGUUCACUAAUAUUUUGAUAGAAAUAUCAGUGAAUUAUCAGGAUUCAAUUUUAUUGUAAUUUCAUUUUCCUUGUAAUUUUGGCAGUGAAUACUAAGUCGCGACAUCGAGAACUAGUAAUAAGGGGAUGAAAUGACAAACAACGUGUGUUCUUGUACUUUAAAGGCUCGUUGAGAAAAAAAUCUUACCAGAUCCAUGAGUUUUAAAUCGUUGCAUAAUGCUUCUGGUUUGACUUUGAAAUUGUUCUGAAAAGAAUGAAAAUAUAAUUAUGUUCAUGGUGAAACAUACUUCGUUCAUAUGAAAUGUUAGGAUAUUGUGCUCAAAAGUGUAUAAUUUCAAUACCUAAGUUUUAUCAUCGCGCAUGUUUAAGUGUCCCCUAAUAUGUCUCUGUAUCUUCAAAGACAAAGAAUUUUCUCAAUUCCCACAGAAAAGUAUCUUGAAUUUAUUUGGAGACUUUGUUUUCUUGGCAAGUUGUUUGAGAUAUAGGUAGUCUCUUUAACGCAUUGGCGUGUAAGAUGGACAGCUCAAUAAGUAUUUUAAGCAAA
This is a messenger RNA of Hyalella azteca, 2801 nucleotides long. RefSeq names its product solute carrier family 15 member 1-like. NCBI's taxonomy places the organism in Eukaryota, Metazoa, Arthropoda, Malacostraca, Amphipoda, Hyalellidae. The coding region runs from base 107 to 2257 and encodes 716 amino acids. Gene Ontology annotation, biological process: oligopeptide transport; transmembrane transport. The record is from RefSeq and is a predicted model, not a curated record. Gene Ontology annotation, molecular function: dipeptide transmembrane transporter activity. Gene Ontology annotation, cellular component: membrane. The transcript is spliced from 9 exons.